AUGGCUCUCUUGGUGCGUCAGGUUACGACGUUGAUCCUCAAGAACCUGUUAGCCGCGUUUGUCCGACGUUGGUUCUCAACGACAUUCCGAGCAUUUCUAUUGCCGUGUAUAUUCGUCGGUUUCUUAUCGUAUGCACGGUUCUUGUUCAUCCCCCCGUCUGUGUAUGGCAUCGGAGACGCGACCCCUGUUCGAAGUUUGCCGCAAGCUCUAGACCUAGUAUCCGGUGGUCGAAGCAAACUUGUCUUUGUCAAUAGCGGUUUUGCAGACGGACCAAUCCAGUCGGUCAUCGACAGAGUUGUGAGCGAUGCUGGCUCGUUUGGCGGCCACGUGGAGAUAUUGUCACAAGAGGAGGAACUGUUGACUACUUGCCAAAACUCGAUUCGGGGAACUUCCGCGUGUAUUGCUGGGGCUGUGUUCUUUUCUUCCCCUUCGGAAGGAGGUGGCGGUCGUUGGAACUAUUCGAUUCGAGCCGACGGUGGUCUUCAAACCAAGAUUGUGACUGAUUCGUCCAAGAACGACGCGGAGAUUUAUUUGCUUCCUCUGCAACACGCGAUCGAUGGCGCGAUAUCAGAGCUUGAAGCGGGUAACGAUGGGGCCACCACUCUUCCAGCCACUGUCGACGAAUACCCAUACACCUCGAUGACCAAAGAAGAACGACUGAGACAGAUCCGGACCAGGUAUAUGGGAGGCAUUAUCGACAUCUUGGCGGUCGCCUUCUUCAUCGGCAUUGUCGGUGUCACCUAUCAACUCACUGGAAUCAUCGCGUCUGAAAGGGAGAAUGGUAUGGCACAGCUGUUGGACUGUAUGAUGCCCAACUCCAAGAGAUCGCAGCCACAGAUGGCCCGAAUUGUCGCCAAUCAUCUCGCCUUCGAUUUGCUCUACGGCCCGGGUUGGAUCAUCAUGGCUAUAAUCCUCUCUGUCGGUGUUUUCAGCAAUACCUCCGCGGCAAUUGUCAUCAUUUUCAAUCUUCUCUCGGGACUGGCAAUGUCUUCCCUGUCCAUCCUCGGAGGGGCAUUCUUCAAAAAGGCUCAACUCAGUGGGAUUACCUCGGUGAUCCUGAGCUUGCUCCUCGCUAUCAUCGCGCAAGUGGCCAGCAAAGCCGGGACGGCAUCCGUCGCAAUCCUUUCUCUCCUCUUCCCCCCCAUGAACUAUGUGUACUUCGUCAUCUUUAUGGCUCGUUGGGAGAGGCAAGACCUGGCGACCAACCUUGUGAAGAAGGCCCCCGCGAACACAUCCUCUCUGCCGGGACUGGCUCUAUGGAUAUUCUCGAUCAUUCAGAUCGUGGUCUUCCCCGUCAUCGGUGCAUACGUGGAGCGAACCCUCUAUGGAACGGCGUCAGAGAGCCGACACUUGACGUACUCGGACAGUGUGACUGCGAUCUCUCUGAGUCGAUUUACCAAAGAAUAUCGACCAUCAUUUCUGGCGAAGCUGCGCUCUAUCGUUACGAGAAGGCAGCCCAAGAGUGUCCUUGCAGUCGACAACCUGAGCUUGGCCGCAGUCAGAGGCCAAAUCAUGGUUCUUCUGGGCGCCAAUGGUAGUGGAAAGUCGACGACCCUCGAUGCCAUUGCCGGCCUGAACUCCAUCACAUCAGGCGAGAUUACUGUCAAUAUUCCGGAGGCGAAUACAGGCUUAGGCUUAUGUCCUCAGAAGAAUGUUCUGUGGGAUGAUCUGACCGUCGAAGAACACGUCCGUAUUUUUAACCGGAUCAAGUGCCAGACUCCGUCUUCCAAGGAUGAGAACCUACUCCUUCUUGCGUCAUGCGAUAUUGCAUCCAAAGCGAAUGCCCGUGCCAAAACGCUAUCCGGAGGCCAGAAGCGAAAGCUACAAUUGGCAAUGAUGUUCACAGGUGGUUCACGGGUGUGCUGUGUCGACGAAGUCUCCUCCGGUCUCGAUCCUUUGUCCCGGAGAAAGAUUUGGGAUAUCUUACUUGCCGAGCGUGGACAGAGAUCCAUCAUUCUCACGACACAUUUCCUGGACGAAGCCGAGCUGCUUGCUGAUCAUAUUGCCAUUCUUUCCAAGGGUGUGUUGAAGGCGUCGGGAACGUCGGUCGAGCUGAAGCACAGAUUGGGCUCAGGAUAUCGAGUUCAUGUGUACCACACCCAUGGAGCUCGUCAGCUGCCCACGUACCCGGAUGUCAAUCAGGUUCGGCGCAAUGACCAGACCGUAUACACAUUGACCAAUUCGGCCAAAGCUGCUGACUUUCUUGGUCGGAUCGAAUCUGAUGGGGUUCCAGAGUAUCAAGUCAACGGUCCCACGAUCGAGGACGUCUUCUUGAAGGUUGCGGAAGAGGCCAGGCCACCGCAAUCAGCUUCCAAGAACACCGAGGCCGACGAAAAGCUCCAAGAGAUUGGCAGCCAUAGCAGCACAGAAGCUGUUCCUCACAAGACUGUCGAGGUGAUAAUUCAAGACGAAUCGUCGACCGACAUUCCUCAACUUCUCGACGGACGUCGCAUCAGCGUACCGAGGCAAGCCAUGGUUCUCUUUUCGAAGAGAUGGGUGGUUCUCCGUCGGAAUACGCUUCCAUAUCUUGCCGCCCUUUUGAUUCCUAUCAUCGCGGCCGGUCUUGUGACGCUGUUUCUCGAUAACUUUCAAAAGGCCGGCUGUACUCCGGCCUCGACAGUUGCCGUGUCUGACGUAACUUCUCUGUCCACACAAAUUGAUUAUCAGCUUGUUGCGGGUCCUCGAGAUCGACUUACGUCGGACGCUUUGCAGCGGUUUGCAGCGACAUUUUCGGGGAGUACGGGUGUUGCAGGAAUUGCAGCCAACACAACACGGCUUCUGGAUUCGCUCCAUAUGGUCGAUACCCUCCAAGAAUUCAAUUCUUACAUCCAAGCCCGCUUUGCGAAUGUUACGCCUGGCGGUUUCUUUCUCGGUGAUGACACGUCGCCACCUACGUUCGCCUGGCGUGGAAAUGGUGAUAUUGCAUUUUCCGUCAUCAUACAAAAUGCCAUGGACACUCUUUUGAGUAAUAUUUCCAUUUCGAACCAAUACCAAGCAUUCGACGUCCCCUGGGGUGCGGACGUUGGGAAAGCACUUCAACUGAUCACUUACUUUGGUCUCGCAAUGGCCGUCUACCCAUCCUUCUUCUCAUUAUACCCCACUAUUGAACGGCUUCGAUAUGUCCGAGGGUUGCAUUACAGCAAUGGUGUUCGUUCGGCACCACUGUGGCUCGCCUACACCGCCUUCGACUUUGUUAUAGUCAUCGUCACCAGUUCAAUCGCCAUCAUCAUUUUCCGAGCUGUCACUGACAUCUGGUAUCACAUUGAAUAUCUCUUUAUGGUCUUCUUCCUCUACGGAUUAGCCUCGACGCUGCUGUCAUAUGUCAUUUCCCUCUUUUCGAGAUCCCAGCUCGCAGCAUUUGCAUUUGCCGCAGGCGGUCAAGCCGUCAUGUUCCUUCUCUACUUCAUUGCAUAUAUGAGCGUUUUGACAUACGCCCCGAUUGACCAAAUCGACAGUUACGUUGACAUUUGCCACUUCACGAUUGCAACUAUAUCGCCAGUCGCCAACCUUACCCGAGCACUUUUUGUUACCUUGAAUGUUUUCUCAAUCACAUGCCGAAAUCGAGAUUUCGCAUCCUAUGCCGGAUCGAUGACGACCUUCGGGGGUCCGAUCUUGUAUUUAAUCCUUCAAUCCCUCAUUUUAUUUGGCCUGUUGCUUUGGUGGGAUUCGGGCCCUCUAUUUCGACGUUUCCGCGGAAAACAACGAGAAACAGAACUUGAGGAGAAGGAUACUGUGGAAGCAGAGGUCUCUAACGAACUAACACGAGUCUCUUCUUCACAAGACGGCCUUCGCGUGCUCAAUCUAUCGAAGCAAUUUGGAAAGAACCUUGCUGUAAAUAAUGUGACCUUUGGAGUCCCGCGGAGCGAAGUGUUUGCACUUCUAGGCCCCAAUGGAGCAGGAAAAUCGACCACGAUCUCGCUAAUUCGAGGUGACAUUCAACCAAGUCGACGAGGAGGUGAUAUUCUGGUAGAUAACGUCUCGGUCAUUCGACACCGGGCUCAGGCCAGAUCCCGACUCGGGGUGUGUCCCCAAUUCGACGCCAUGGAUACGAUGACCGUUUCUGAACAUCUUGAAUUCUACGCCAAAGUUCGUGGAGUCAGUCACCCGCGACAUAAUGUUCUCGCGGUCAUGCGUUCGGUUGGACUCGAACAAUAUGCGGAUCGUAUGGCGGCCAAACUGUCUGGUGGAAACAAACGUAAACUCUCGCUCGGUAUUGCACUCAUGGGCAAUCCAAUUGUCUUGCUACUGGACGAGCCUUCCUCAGGGAUGGAUGCAGCGAGUAAGCGUGUUAUGUGGAGGACACUGGAAUCCGUUGUUCCUGGACGAUCUCUAGUUCUCACGACCCAUUCCAUGGAAGAAGCCGAUGCAUUGGCAACCAGAGCUGGGAUCAUGGCAGGAAAGAUGCUGGCUCUUGGGACGACGGAAAAUCUUCGACGAAAGCACGGGGACGCAUAUUAUGUACAUCUCGUUCAUCAGUGCGCCCCACAUGCAUCGGAUGAUGAUAUGCGACGCAUCCGAGACUGGAUCCUGCAUAACUUUCCAAACGCGGAUAUUGAAAGCAAAGUAUACGCAGGGCAAAUCCGAUUCUCGGUGCCCACAACUGGUGUACCGGAUGAGGUCAGCAACGGCUCAAAUAUAUCGACAUUGUUCACGGCUUUGGAAAAGAACAAAUCCGAUCUCCAGAUCGAGUAUUACAGCGUCAGCCGAGCAACGUUGGAUCAAGUUUUCCUCAACAUCGUGAGCAAGCACCAUGUCGAGGAAGAAGGUAAUGAAGCAAUGCCUGCACCGAAACAGAGUAUUCCAAAUGUGUUCUCGCGAUUGAGUACAUUCUCGAUAAAACCCUGGAAGUAA
Messenger RNA from Rhinocladiella mackenziei CBS 650.93, 4851 nucleotides. RefSeq lists its product as uncharacterized. Bases 1 to 4851 code for a protein of 1616 amino acids. NCBI's taxonomy places the organism in Eukaryota, Fungi, Ascomycota, Eurotiomycetes, Chaetothyriales, Herpotrichiellaceae. The record is from RefSeq and is a predicted model, not a curated record. Gene Ontology annotation, cellular component: intracellular membrane-bounded organelle; membrane. The transcript has 2 exons. Gene Ontology annotation, biological process: lipid transport; transmembrane transport. Gene Ontology annotation, molecular function: lipid carrier activity; ABC-type transporter activity; ATP binding.